This is a messenger RNA of Yamadazyma jaroonii, 432 nucleotides long. Lineage: Eukaryota; Fungi; Ascomycota; Pichiomycetes; Serinales; Debaryomycetaceae. The record is from the annotation of a GenBank genome assembly.
AUGUCUAGAUCAGGAGUAUCCGUUGCUGACGAUUCAUUAUCAGCUUUCAAUGAUUUAAAAUUAGGAAAGAAAUACAAAUACAUUAUUUUCGGAUUAAACGAUUCCAAAACUCAAAUCAUUGUCGAUAAAACUUCCACCGACAGUGAUUAUGAAAGUUUCAUUGGAGAUUUACCAGAAAACAGUUGUAAAUAUGCUAUCUAUGAUUUUGAAUAUGAAAUUGGUGGAGGUGAAGGUAAAAGAUCAAAGAUUGUUUUCUUUACUUGGUCUCCAGAUACUGCCUCAAUUAGAGAUAAAAUGAUUUAUGCUUCAUCAAAAGAUUCUUUAAGAAGAGCAUUAAAUGGAGUUUCAUCUGAUAUUCAAGGUACUGAUUUCUCUGAAGUUUCAUACGAAGCUGUUUUAGAAAAAGUCAGUAGAGGUGCCGGUUCUCAUUAG